UCGCAAGUCAUUUUUCUCCAGUAUAUCACCCAAAAUGUAAUAUAUGUGAUGCUCUAAGGUGAAAUUAAAUCAGUUGCAGUUAUUAACUGGAUACCGUGUGCAAAGUUAAGGACAAUAUGUCUUUGCUAUUUUACCAGACAGUCAGUACGAUAUCCGUAGUCCUCAAUGGGAAGUAUUCGGUAGGUUUUGUGUAGUUGUGUAUUUGGGCGACUGAGGUCUAUGAUCGUGACUUUCCUUGUUGGAAUUAUGUCCUUGUUUUUAUGUUCUAAGGUUCAAGAAGUCUCUGAUUAUUGAUCAAACAAUAUUUUUCAAUUGUUUAAUUAUUGAAGACAAUUGUUUUCUAGACAUAAUACUUCUCCAGUGAUUGACAGGAAGCUGUUUCGGUCCCAAUCUCAUGAUAGGCUCAACCUACAGUUGCCCUCCUGACGCCGAAAACAGUAAGGACAAUUAAGUAACUACUGCGAUCAUGAUUUGUUGUUUUACUGGUGCAUGUUAAGGCUUCUAUUCCGGUUCAGUCCUGAGGCCAACGCGACCUGUUAAGCUCAAAAUCAACAGAAAUCAUCUGUUACCGGUAUCUAUAUUAGUUAUUGACCGUCAGACCAACUACCCUACCCAAACGACAGACAACAUGGCAACAAUAAUACACCGCCUCUUCAAGAAGAAAAAUAUCAAAACAGCUCAGUACCAGCGGGCUUUUAGAAUCAUAAUGGAAUUUUCCAUCUUUCCAGCCUGACAUGGUCAUUGUUGAUAAUACCAUCUGAUUUACUUUACCUGUAUAUAGUAAAUAUCUAAUAUAUAUCUUGCACCGAUAUAGAUAGAAACAAGCCUUUGGUAAUCUGUGGAGGUUUCACUAAUUCUAUUUCAUCAUCAAACUAGCGUUGUUUUUGUCGAGUGGUGGCGGUAAAAUGUCUCUUCAUACAUUCGAUCAAAAGCUUUCAGCACCACAUAUAUAUUGUGUUUCGUCUUUCGGCUCUUUCUGCAAUAUACAUAUUCCAAAAUUUCAAUGCACCUGUCUAAAUUCUAGUUUAUUUUGUCCUGACCAUUGUUUCCACGCUAUGUGCAAACCCAUUAUUUUAAACAAGAAAAUAUACGCAGCUUUUUAUGAAAUGCAUUCAUGAAGGUUCCUUGUACACCGCCAUAUGAACACAUCUUCAGAUGUCUCUAAAUUGUUUUCUGAUACUUGUAGCAUGUGCAAAUGUUGAGUUCUGUUAAACCCGGGGCGUGUGCGAUAGCAUGCAUUUCCACUUCUGUCCAUAAACAGGCUCAUUCAAAUCGAGCCAUAAACAUUGUCAUUUUCAUUUUCGUCGUGUUGGGUGACCUGUGCAGUGUUCACUUUUUUCUAAUUUUGUAACUCACAAAUGUUUUCGGCGUCAAUAAUUCAUCUAUGUACAGGUGUGAUAAAUAAAUGUUGAUUCUCAUAAGAAUUUGUUUGAAUGUGUCUGCCACAUACAGAAACUAUUAAUAUGUUGUUAAAUCCUGCUUUUGAUAACUUUUUGUUUUUGUCUUAAGAUUGUCAAAGGGGCCUCCGUGGCGAGCGGUUAAAGUUGCUGACUUCAAAUCACUGGCCCCUCAUCGAUGUUGGUUCGAGCCUCACUCGGGGCGUUGAAUUCUUCAUGUGAGAAAGCCAUCCAGCUGGCUCACGGAAGGUCGGUGGUUCUACCCAGUGCCCGCUCGUGAUGAAAUAAUGCACAGAGGGGCACCUGGGGUCUUCCUCCACCAUUAAAGCUGGAAAGUCUCCAUAUGACCUAUCAUGUGUCGAUGCGACAUUAAAUCCAAAAAAGUAAAUCAGUCAAAGGUUUAGAUAUUGAUAACAAUAGUAGAAAGUUUAUUUGAAUUUAUUCUUUUUGGCUACCUUCCUUUAUGGCUCUCACUUGACACUGUUUCAUUCGUUUGAACAUAAAAUUUAAAGCCUUAUGGAGUUUAAAACAUUUGUACUUCCAUAGAUGUUCACAGGCGAUCUUACAUUAAUUAUAUCAAAGUUGUAGAGCUGUUAAAGGGUAGCAGUGGGCAUACAUUAAAUAAAUCGGAGGACGCAAGUAAUAAGCAUGUAGAGAUUCCUGCGAGUAGGGAUAUUGAAUUUAAGAACCUUAUAAUGAAAGAACUAAUGUAUUAUGAAGGAGAUAAAGCCCGCCGACAUAACACAAAAAGGAAACAAAAGUAAUAAAAGAGAUUGAUGUUAGCAAUGUUCAUACUGAUUGCAUUUGUUGGUCUUGAAAUUGAAUUGUAUUAAACAAAAGUAGAGAAAUGUAUAAAAUGCAGAAAGGUCUUUAUGUAAAUAAAAUCUAAAACGAAAAUACAAUUACUAUGUAUAAAUGAAUAUUCUAAACGCCAAGUUACUACGUUUUUUCCUAGUAUUUUGUCAUCAGGAAGAUCACUGGUUCGGCGUUUUAGAAACCGCAUAUCACAAGUAUACCUAAAGAUAUUUAAUUGCACAUUUAAGAAAAAUUCAUUUUGCCAUUUUGUAUGUAGUGUUUAUAAAUGAAUCAUAAAGCUAGGGUCAUUUUCACUUAAAUUAUCGAGUUUUCACAAUAACAUACUUAGUAAAGUUUAGUUACCAAGCGUUAUUUUAUGGAUACAUUCUUAAGUAUCCGUUAUUGUAAGCCCAGGAGGUAUGACCUGUUUAAACUCUCCGUCCCUUAUUCCGUUUGUCCAUCACUGUAUCUUGUGUUUUUUACUACAUCUACAGUUUUCAGAUUUAAGUGAAACUGGGUGUUUAAAUACUACUGUUUAUCAGCAUCAGCUGGACAUGUAUAUAUUCUUUGGACUUUUUUGUCCGAUUUAUUUUCUUAAGUUACGCUUCUUUCCUACAAAUUCUUAAGCAAUUUUCUGCCUAAAUUCUCCUUCAGUUUCCACUCUAUUUAAAUGAAAAUAGAUACAUGUAUACAUCAACAUCACGUGAACAUGCGCAUAAUUUUUGGAGUUUCAUGUCCAAUUUGUUUUAGUUAUGUCCAUUUUUAAAAACAUAAUAUCACAACUACAUCUACAACAGGUUAGGGUACUCAACUCUUCAUACAGUUUCGAUCAAAUUCAAACAAAACUUUGUAUAACUUAUCAACAUUAGGUAAACAUACGCUAAUUAUCGAGCGUUUCUACUUUUUUAAGUUAUGUCUCUUUUUUGGACAUUUUACCAUUGUUUUAUAAAUGAUCGAUCUUUUCAUUCGGGGUGAGGGGAAGCAUGUAUCUACUCUAUAUAGCCGACUGUCAAUUUUACUAUAAUGUGCGUUUAAGGGAAGGGAGACAACUCCGUUUAUAAUUUACAAAUUACUAGUCAUCAUUAUCUUUCUUGUUUCUGUAUAUCGUUUCUAUUCAUAAAAAGGCAAAGUUUAUUUCAUUCAUGAGUGUGCAACGAAAAAUAAAAACAAAGCGAAUCAUUAUCUACUUUUUAUGAUCCGGAUUCGUGUAUAAUGCUGGCAUGUUCAUGUGAUUUUGCUUUAAAUCUUUAUAUUAAUUAAGAAAUAAUAUAUCUCAUCGGUGAUUUGUCGCUGAAUAAAUCACUGCUUGGAGUUCAGAUGCGAAGGAAUUAUAUCACGAGGGCGUAGCCCGAGUGAUAUAAUGCUACGCAUCUGAACGACAAACAGUGAUUUAUUCAAGAGCAAAUCACUAAAUGAGAUAUAUUAUUUCGAUUCUAACACGUUAUCAAGGACUUUAAAGUACACCUUGUCGGCUUGCAUUAAAUAUUUGCCCGUUUUCAAUCGGGUUCUUUUCCAGCGCGCCGUUACGCCGCUUGACGCUAUGACGUAAUAGUUGUGACGUCAGAACAGUGAAUUGUUGUUUAAUAAAUCACUGUCUCCAGCCUUCUUUGUUUAAUAGGAAAAUGAAUCGGAUCGUGUUAGAAUGCAAAAUAUAUACUCAUAUAUUCAUUUGAAAAUAAAAGUUAUUUUGACCCAGAAUCGAGAACCAAGCUAGACUCUUAAACGCGUUUAUACUACAUAUUAAAUGUAUUCGCUAAGACAGAUCAAUGUAACAGACUGUGUAUCAAGCAUUCAAGGUGACUGACAUUGAAAUGGUAUAUAUUAACCAGUUUCGGUACAUGUAACAUAUUUUUAUCUGUAGACUUGUACGAUUUUAUAAAACCUCCAUUUAAGAUCAUAACAAUGUUAUUGUUUUAUGUACUUCGAGGUAUAGUAGUCGCAACUUGACCGCGAUGGUUGACCUUAGGCUGAUUAUUCAUAUCGGUUAUUUCACUAUAGAAAUCAAGGGUACUUAGGGUAGCCAUGUAUAUUUAUAUGGAAUUAGUUUGUAUACAGUGCAGUAUCAAAGUAUAUAUACUUACAUUUGAUCAAUUAAAACUUCCCAAUACACUAAUUUAUAUUUACACAAAAUUAAAUUUUCAUUUUUCUCGUGCAGCUCGUGUUUUACGUAUACUCCUUUUCAGUAAUAGGUUGUGCCUCAUUAUGUAUUAUAAUGCAAAGGUCAACCAUCGGGGUCAAGUUGCAUCCACUAUACAUAGGCUAUGUUUGUAGGAUCCUCCGAAUAUCCGUGGACAUAAUUACAUAUUUAUAUGAACAUUUUUGUUGUUUUAUUAUCUUGAUUUUGUUUUUAUUUUAUUUAUUUAUUUUUUUAGCUUUUACACCAUAUGUGCGUGUAAAUAUAAAUAAUUCUAUUUACCAGUACAAACCUGUUCUCCGCAAGUAACUGCCAACUUCCCCACAUGAAUCAAAGGUGGAGGACUAAUGAUUUCAGACACAAUGUCGUUUAUCAAAUAGUCACGGAAAACAUACGCCCAGCCCGAGGAUCGAACUCACGAUCCCGCGAUCCGUAGAUCGAUGCUCUACCUACUGAGCUAAGCGGGCGGGUUAUCGGUUUUGUACAUGUACUUGGAGGUGGUUUGCAUUCAACAGAUCUAUUAAAAUCUUUUUCGUUAUAACUCAGAUUUGGUGGUUCGGCUAGCAUCUAGUUGCGACUGCUGCACUGCCGUCUGAAAAUGUAUUUUUUUCAGUUUGAAGUGACAUAUUCUCACACAUAUCCAAUCUGAUGUAACAGAAAAUAUGGAAUGUUGAAUAUAUCAAUUUAUCAAUUUUAUUUUGAAGUUUAAAAAAAAUCAGAAACAAAUGAACAAGAAAUUUAUCAAUUAAAUAUUAAUGCAUACCUCUGGGAUAAAACAAAAUUUAAUAAAUCAAAAUCUAACUACAAUAUACUAUAGAAAAAUGGACAGACAUAUUUUUUUUAAUAUUCAUUAACGUUUAUUUUGAUCAUCUAGCUCAGUCUAAGUCUUACAAUACAUCUAGCCACAAAUAUGCAUCUAGCAGGUUCGGUUUCAUACGACCUACAGCUUUGUAUGCAUAAGACCGAAAACCCGGCCCUUAUACCGAGUUAUCAUUGAUGCGGAGCUAUGAUUAAUACGUAUGGUUCGUUCCUUCUCCACUGAUUUUUUUUUGCUGGACAAAGGCGUUCAUACCAAAGUAAACAGAAAUCAUGAAAUGAAAAAUGUGAAACUCAACAUCUGUCUUUAAUGUGUGUCGAAUUAGAAAAUGUUUGGUAAUUUCAGGGGCUGAUAUCAAGGGCCAAGACAACUAUGUUGUUCCACACAAACUAUGGGCAUAAGGUCACACGCCAAUCAGAUGUGAUAAAUUAGAAAUAUAACAAAGUUAUUGUAUAAAUCAAACAGACACCAUUUUCUUAUCUGAUGGUUUCAGUUUCAAUAUUCAGGUCCACGGAUCCCAUCUGUUCAAGAUGGUUGACUUCUCAUUUCCAGCCUUAAUUACCAAGCAGUGAUUUUUCUGUAAAUGAUUUUAUCGAGCCUGAACCUUGUUCCGUACAAUACUUGAUAUUUGAUAAUGCAGUAGAAAUUGUACAACAUUUAGGAAUCUCUGUUAGUUUGGCAAAAAAAAAAUGAUACUAGAUUUGCAUAAAAUAUUGCCCCAGUUUAUUUAGCCAGUUUUGAUCUUUUGAAUAUUUAUUCGGAAAAUGUUGCCUCAAGAUAUAUCUGUUUCCUGUUUAUUUUUUGAAAGUUUGCACCCUUCAUUUACGGGACUCCCAAAAAAUGAAAUAUGAUAUUUUUUUCGUUAAACCCUUUGUUAAUUGGUUUUUACCAAAUGAUAUUGUGUUGGUUUAUUAAAAAAACCUUUUUGGCAAUUUUACAAAGCCCAAAAUACAACAUCAACGAGUGAUAUAGUACAGUACACACAGUGGAAUUUGGCUUGGAAUGGGUACCGUGUGCACAGAUUAGCCAAACAUUGCAAACAUUGCAAAUCACGCUCUAAAAUGGAACCAAAAGGGCGACUCGAAGGCGCGUCGCUCGCCCGGCAAAUCGAGCUGCGUUGCAAUACGAUGAAGCCAAAGCUCAGUCCGAUGAUCAGCAAUGAUGUCGGCACAAUGAUCCAGACGAAUGAAGAGGACUAAUAAGUAUAAAUGCCACGUCAGAAGACUCGAGCAAGGAAUGCAAAUGCUCAUACUGCCAUUACUGGUGGGAGUGCUACGUCCAAUCGACGCAGGCGGCGUGAGAGGCGCCAACAAGUUGCCAGCAAUCUGGCUAGCUUAUCACAAGACAGUAACGUUAAUGCUCUGACAAACAUUGCAUUAAACAUCUCAAAUGUCAGUUUGGAUCCUUUCAACCAGAGUUAUGGAUCUAGACCAGAUCUGCCAUGCUCCGGCGAACACCAACCGGUUAAAGAUACAUCGGUCAGUGAUAACGGACAAAAUGAAUUCUAUCAGCCUAGUGUACAAAACUCGAAUGGACAAAGUGCUAAUUGCUGAAUCCAAGCAGCGUACUCGAAUAUGCAAGUCAUGGAGGGACAAAAUCUAGCAGCUCCUUAUUGGAAUAUUUCAGUAAUUACGCAAUAUUCGGACACUGGAGAUAAUUCAAGUUAUGGCAAUACAUUCCAGCCGUACCCUACGCAAACUCCUACGCAACAAUCUGUGUCUCAACAAACUCCUACGCAACAAUCUGUGUAUCAACAAAUUACAAUGCAACAAUCGGUGCAUUAGCAAACUCAAAUGGUUCCUAACAGUUAUGGCAAUGAAUUCCAGCCGUACAUUAUCGGUAUUGGUUCAACCGAUGGUAACAAUUCCUACGCAACACUCUGUGCACCAGCAAAUUCCUACGCAACAAUCUGUGCAUCAGCAAAUUCCUACGCAACAAUCUGUGUAUCAGCAAAUUCCUACGCAACAAUCUGUGCAUCAGCAAACUCCAAUGGUUCCUAACAGUUAUGGCAAUGAAUUCCAGCCGUACAGUAUCGGUAUUGGUUCAACCAAUGGUAACAUUAUACCUGCCAACAUAGCACAUAGCGGAACCCAACAGACAGUUCAAGCAGCCACAGGCACGAAUAUUAGCAACGAACCUCAACUGUCAGAAAUGGGCACGCAAACGAACCAUAUAAGCCUAGAGGCGUUCCAACAAAUAUCACAAGGUUCCCUUGACCCCAGCAUCGACCUGACUUUACAUGCCCAAUUAGGGGACCUCAGCAAUACGCCAAUAGACAGAUCGCGUCUAGAAACAUGGCUCCAAGAUUACGGCCACAGUGCAUCUUCUCAACACGAAAUUAGCCGGCUAAUACACGGUUCUCUAGCUGAUAGUACACAUAAGACUUAUAAUUCAGGAUUACGUUCUUUCGAAAAUUUUAGAGACAAUAUGAAUUAUGUUAAGCAAUGGCCUCCAACGGUGCAACAAUUACAAGAGUAUAUUGCGUGUUUGUCCCAAAGAGGAUAUGCACAUAGAACAGUAGGUUGUCAUAUUGCUGCUAUCGGAUUUACAUUUAAUAUUAAUGGGUUACUCGACACCACCCAACAUUUUAAAAUAAGAAAAAUGUUAGAAGGAAUGAAACGAUUGCAAAAUAGAUCAGACGCUCGAAAACCGAUCAGUUUCCAAUUAUUACUAGAUCUUUAUAACAGUUUGCGUUUCGUUUGUACUUCUUUCUAUGAAACUUUACUUUUCAAGACAGCAUUUCAGGUAGCAUUUUUGGCUUGUUGAGAGUGAGUGAAUUGUAAUUCACAAAUAAGGAAAUUACCAUACACCCUGACUAUGUUCAACUCUACUUAGCCUCCUCAAAAACCGAUCAAUUUAGAAAUGGCACAACUAUAAAAAUAUAUUACUCUGCAGAAUCCGCAAUGCUAAAAGCGAACCUUUUACAAUAUGCAGCUAUUAGACCAAGCAUACAAGGUCAAUAUUUAUGUCAUUCCAAUGGCAGUCCUUUGAUACAGUACCAAUUCAGACAGAUUCUGCGUAAAGUAUUAGCGUCUCUCGGACAUUUGAAUGAUUACUUUCAAACACAUUCCUUUCGGAUAGGCGGUGCAAUUCAUUUAUACCGUACAGGUGUCCCCGAACAUGCAAUUCAAACAUUUGGACGUUGGAGGUCAAAUGCUUAUAAAAAUUAUAUCAGAUUAUAAGGAGUUUGUUAAAUACUUUCAGAUAAUACUCAAGUAUGGAUAGUUGGGUCUUCGAUUGUCCGGGACCUCUUCUAUCGUGUUCACACUGGGAAUUUUCAACUGCCGGGUGUAAACAGCUUUUGGGAUUUCCAGCCCGGUAUGCAAAUGCAUCAUUUAAGUAGUAAAAUUUAUGAUUUGUUAGCUUCAUAUAAACCACCUCAAUAUUUAGUCGUUCAUUGUGGAGGAAAUGAUAUAGGUCAAAGUCCAUUAAACGAAACAGAACUGUUAGCUAUCAACACAUUACAAGAAAUACAGUCUGCGACUAAUACUAGAAUAAUUUGGUCUCAGAUACUGCCCAGAUUAGUAUAUCGCAACGAGAUUAAUCAUUUUAAUAAGUGUCGGCGUCGGUUCAAUACCACACUGGCAAAACAUUGUAUUCAACGUGGUAGUGCAUACAUCAGAUAUCCUCAAAUUACUGAGAAAGCUUAUAUGUUCAGUGAUAAUGUUCAUCUCUCAGAAAUAGGGAACGAUAAUUUUAUAAGUAAUCUCAGGCACGGAUUGUACUCGAUCUUAUACAAUAAUGCAACAUGUUUUCCUGAAGAGAGAUUGUAAAACUUUGUGUUUCAUGUGAGUCAUAAUGCUAAAGAUCGUGGAACAUUAACAUUUAGAUAAAUAUCAUUUUUUGCCAGACACUCUUAUUAUGUAUCUGAAAAUCCAUUGCUUAGAUAUUUAAGAAUUCUGUACAUCAGUAUAGAUUUUUGCGAAAUUACUAUAGGAUAAUAAUAAAAUUGAAUUGGUCGGUCUUUCCGCCGGCCAUCUAACCAUCUUAGCAGCUAACAAAAGUCCGAUAUCCGGCCCAGCUCCCGAAAUCUGGAGUUACUCAAUCCUUUCGAAAUCCGAAGUCUUUAUCUUUUAUCUAGUGCUAGUUAUCAAAUCAUUGAAUAUGAGGCUAUAGGUCGGCCAUCUCAAUAAAUUUCAGAGUCCGAUAUCCGGUCAAGCUCCCGACAUCCGGAGUUACUAAAUCCUUUCGAAAUCCGGAGAUUUUUUUAUCUAAUGCUAAUAAUUAAAUGAUCGAGGAUGAGCCUAUUGGUCAACCAUCUAAGUGAAUUACGGAGUCCGAAAUCCGGCCCAGCUCUGGAAAUCCGGAGUUACUCUGCCUUUCGAAAUCCGAAGUUCUUUUUAUUUAGCGAUAUAUAUUGAUAGAAGAUGAGCCAUAACCUGUUAGUCGGCCGUCUUUGCGAACCGUGGAGUCAAAUUUCCGGCCCAGCUCCCGAAAUCCGGAGUUAGCUUGCAUUCUGAUAUCAAGAGGCUAGGCUUUCUUAUAUCCAGAGGAAAACUUCCAAUAUCCGGAGGCUUAAAUAUGUUGCAUAUUCUUUUCUUCACAGGACUUUUUGGGAGGGUCCCUUGAUAUGUUGGGCGCCAUCAUAUACAAAAUUUUUAGUAAUUAUCGAAAAAAUCAUAUACAUUAAUUAGGGUGGUUUGGGGUAUUUGAUAAAACAGCCCUAGUCCUUUUGGCAGGGCUCGGUCCGCGGUGUCAUUCGAACCUCUGCCCGAGUUAUGGCAUUCUAGUGCUGAUUUUAUCAAAUUGUUUAACAUUAUAUUAACGAAUUACGCUAUUGUAUAUAGAUAUUUGUCAUAGUUAUAGAUAUGUCAGUAAUGUGCAUUUAAAGCACACGUCGUAUAUCUCAUAUAUUCAAUUAUCAGUCAGUCAUGGCCAAACCAAAUGCCAUCCAAAUAUAAAAAAAAAAAAACAACAUAAAUAAAUAAAAAGUUCUAUCUCAGAUUCUAGCUGGUUUUUUUUAAGGUGUUAUUUUGUUAUUAUGGUCUACGGAUAAGUACAGUUAUUUGAGGCUUGUCUUCAAAUAGAUGACUUUAUCCGGAAUCUUAGAUGGGUCACAGCUCUUCGGGGCAUAUUGGUUUGGCCAGCCACGCUACUUUGACAUCAUCAGCUAUACGUCAUCAAUGACAGCACGCGAUAACUUUCUUUUUUAAUUAGAUUUCAGCGAAACAGGUAAAGUUUUUAUGGCUUUUACAAUAACUAUAUAGAUAGAUAAUUUGUUUAUUACAUUACCUUUGCUGUGCUUCGGGGUUUGAUAU
Messenger RNA from Mercenaria mercenaria, 10401 nucleotides. RefSeq lists its product as uncharacterized. Bases 6809 to 7909 code for a protein of 366 amino acids. The transcript is spliced from 4 exons. The record is from RefSeq and is a predicted model, not a curated record. Lineage: Eukaryota; Metazoa; Mollusca; Bivalvia; Venerida; Veneridae.